Molecule: messenger RNA, 10677 nt
Organism: Egretta garzetta (little egret)
Lineage: Eukaryota; Metazoa; Chordata; Aves; Pelecaniformes; Ardeidae
Gene: MUC2
Product: mucin 2, oligomeric mucus/gel-forming
Exons: 55
Coding region: 1-10677 (3558 amino acids)
Cellular component (GO): extracellular matrix
Molecular function (GO): protein binding
Source: RefSeq, a predicted model, not a curated record
AUGGGGCUAAGAGCUGCCAGCCUUUUUGUCCUCUGGCUGGCUCUUUCCUAUGCAAAUGAAAUAAGAAAAGGAAGGACAAGAAACCAUGGCCACUAUGUCUGCAGCACUUGGGGGAACAACCAUUUCAAAACUUUUGAUGGAGACAUCUAUCAAUUCCCUGGCAUUUGCGAGUAUAAUUUUGUUUCUGACUGCCGAGAGUCUUACAAGGAGUUCUCUGUCCACAUUCAGCGUGCUCUGAAUGACAAUAAACACCCUGAGAUCCAGUAUAUUCUGAUAACAGUCAAGGACUUCACGGUGUACCUCAGACCAAAACUGGCUGUGGUGGAUGGGCGGAUUGUGAAGACACCUUACUACAGCUCUUCUGUGCUCAUUGAGAGCAAUGACAUUUACACCAAGGUUUAUGCCAAAUUAGGGCUGAUUCUGAUAUGGAAUCAGGAAGAUGCACUAAUGGUGGAGCUGGACAGCAAAUUUAAUAACCAUACAUGUGGUCUCUGUGGGGAUUACAAUGGUGUUCCAAUCUACAAUGAGUUUAUCAAAGGAGGUGCAAGCUACAAUUCAAUUACAUAUGGGAAUUUACAGAAGAUCAGCAAACCCAAUGUCAAAUGUGAAGAUCCUGAUGAAACUCAAGCUCUUCCAAGCUGUAAUGGGCAUCGUGAUGAGUGUGAGAAGUUGCUGACUUCCUCUGCAUUUGCUGAUUGUCAAUUACGUCUUAAUUUGGAAAUGUACAUCCAAGCCUGCAUGCAGGACAAGUGUGCAUGUAAUGGAAGUGAGGACUCCUUCUGCCUCUGCAGCACCAUCUCUGAGUAUUCUCGCCAGUGUUCGCAUGCGGGUGGCCGUCCGGGUGAAUGGAGGACACAGUACUUGUGCCCCAAGACCUGUCCUGAUACCAUGAUCUAUAGAGAAAGCAGCUCGCCCUGCAUGGAUACAUGCUCGCACUUGGAGGUCAGCAGCCUUUGUGAGGAACACUACAUGGAUGGUUGUUUCUGCCCUGAAGGAACCGUGUAUGAUGAUAUUACUGAAAAAGGCUGCGUACCUCCUAGCCAGUGCCACUGCAAGCUCCAUGGAAAGGAGUAUUCACCUGGAGAAAACAUUACCAAUGAAUGUGAAGAAUGCACCUGUGAUUCGGGCAGAUGGACGUGCAAAGAUCUACCCUGUCCAGGCACAUGUUCAGUGGAAGGAGGUUCCCAUUUUACCACCUUUGAUGGGAAGAAAUACACCUUCCAUGGAGACUGUUACUAUAUGUUGGCCAAGGGUACUGUAAAUGACAGUCAUGCUCUCCUGGCAGAACUGGCUCCCUGUGGCUCCACAGACAGGCAGACCUGUUUGAAGACUGUUGUGCUGUUAGUAGAUCACAAAAAAAAUGUGGUGGUUUUCAGACCAGAUGGCACUGUCUUACUGAAUGAGAUGACAGUGAAUGUGCCUCAUGUGUCAGCCAGCUUCUCAGUAUUCAAGCCAUCUUCCUACUACCUUGUUGUGCAAACUGCUUUCAGGCUUCAGCUGCAGAUCCAGUUGUUUCCAGUCAUGCAGCUGUUUGUGACUGUGGAUCAAUCAGUUCAAGGAAAACUUCAAGGUCUUUGUGGAAACUUUAAUGGAAUGGAAGGUGAUGACUUUAAAACAACCAGUGGGCUGGUAGAAGCUACAGGAUCUGCCUUUGCUAACACAUGGAAAGCUCAGUCCACAUGUACAGACCAGGUAGAAAAGCUGGAAGACCCCUGCAGUCUUAGCAUUGAAAGUGCAAAUUAUGCUGAGCAUUGGUGUUCUUUGCUGAAAAACCCAGAGGGUCCUUUUGCAAGAUGUCACUUAAUCAUUGAUCCUUCAGAAUACUAUAAGAAAUGUAAAUAUGACACCUGCCUCUGUGAAGACAAUGAAGAAUGCUUAUGUGCUGCCCUGUCCUCUUACUCAAGAGCCUGUGCUUUCAAAGGAAUCAUACUGGGAGGCUGGAGAAAAAGUGUCUGCAGUAAAGAAUUGUCUGCCUGCCCAGGAAAUCAAAUCUUCCUUUACAACCUUACAAUGUGCCAGCAAACCUGUCGUUCCCUUGCUGAUGGUGAAAAGCAUUGCUUGCAAGACUUUGCUCCUGUGGAUGGCUGUGGCUGCCCAUAUAACACAUACCUGGAUAACCAGGAUACCUGUGUGCCCAUCUCCAAGUGCCCAUGUUAUUACAAGGGAUCAUACCUGGAACCGGGAGAGUAUGUCACAAAAGAUGGAGAACGCUGUGUUUGCCGAAAUGCAAAGGUCCAGUGUACUUCAGUGACAUUAAGAAUGAAAAGUGCAACAGAAUGUUCUUCUAACAAGACGUACUUUGACUGCAACGCAUCCCCAAAGUGGACUUCCCAAACGCCUGUACAACUUAGCUGUCAUACUCCUCAAAGUGAUUAUUUCCAGGCAGAGUGUGUCUCAGGCUGUGUGUGUCCUGAAGGUCUAUUUGAUGAUGGGAGAGGGGGCUGUGUUGAGAAGAAGGAGGACUGCCCAUGCACUCAUAACAACCAGUGGUAUUCUCCUGGACAGAAGUUAGCAGUGGACUGCAACACCUGUACCUGCCAAAAAGGGUUUUGGAGCUGCACUAAAUAUGUGUGCUAUGGAACUUGUACGAUAUAUGGAAGUGGCCAUUAUAUCACCUUUGAUGGAAAAUUCUAUGACUUUGAUGGGCGUUGUGAAUAUGUGGCUACUCAGGAUUUUUGUGGUGACAAAAAUUCCAGCAGUUCAUUCAGUAUCAUCACAGAGAACGUCCCUUGUGGAACUACAGGAGUCACCUGCUCAAAGGCUAUUAAAAUGUUUUUAGGAAAAACUGAACUGAAAUUGGAGGACAAAGUUUAUAAAGAAAUUCAGCGAGAUAUUGGUGAUGAUGUGCAUUAUUGGAACAGGACAGUAGGCCUCUACCUUGUUAUUGAGGCUAGCAAUGGUGUGAUGCUUAUCUGGGAUAAGAAGACUACUGUUUUCAUCAAGCUGGCCCCUGAUUACAAAGGCAAAGUGUGUGGUCUGUGUGGCAACUUUGAUGACAAGUCUAACAAUGACUUUACAACAAGGAGUGGGCUGCAGGAGACUAAUGCUCUGAAGUUUGGGAAUUCCUGGAAACAGUCUUCCAUGUGCCCAGAUGUCACACAAGAGAUUAAGCCCUGUGAUAUGAAACCACAUCGGAAGUCCUGGGCAGGGAAAGAAUGCAGCAUCAUCCAGAGUGAUGUCUUUAAAAUUUGUCACUCCAAGGUGGACCCAAUUCCUUUCUAUGAAGCUUGUGUUCAUGAUGCCUGCUCUUGUGACAGUGGUGGAGAUUGUGAGUGCUUCUGUUCUGCAGUUGCUGCAUAUGCUCAAGAAUGUACUAAGGCUCAGGCCUGUGUUUUCUGGAGAACUCCUGAUAUAUGCCCGAUAUUUUGUGACUACUACAACCCUCGUAAUGAGUGUGAGUGGCACUAUGAGCCUUGUGGCAGUAAUAUUGUGACCUGCAGGAUGAUUAAUAAUGUCAGCACCAACUUUUCAGUGCCAUACCUGGAAGGUUGCUACCCUAGAUGCCCUGAGGACAAGCCUGUUUAUAACGAAGAGACAAAGGAAUGUGUGCCUGAAGAUCAAUGUUGGUGUUACAUCAAUGGAACUCCUGUUCUCCCUGGGAGCGAAAUACCCACAGAAGAGAACUGUACAAAAUGUGUCUGUGGCCCCUCAGGAUCCAUACAGUGUACACCAAUCCCAGGGUGUCCUUGUGUCAUCAACGGAACAAGUUAUGAAGUGGGUCAAACGGUGGCACAAAUACAGAAUGGCAGCAUAUGUAUAAUAUACAUUUGUGCAGAAAAUGGUUCUAUAGUUGUUGGAAGUACUUACCCUUGUCCGACGCCUACUUCACCUACAACCAUUUCCAUCUCCAAUCCUACCAGUACUCUUACCACCACAGUUACCACUACAAGCCCUCCAGUAACUACAACUCCAUGCUUUGGAUUAAUCUGUCGUUGGACUGAAUGGUUUGAUGUUAGUAACCCUGAAGUUGUUGAUGGUGACUACGAAACCUAUGAUGCAAUAAGAAAUGAACAUGGAGACAAAAUAUGCGAAGCUCCUGAAAAAAUUGAAUGCAGAGCUAAAGAUAAUCCUGAUAUGAGCUUAGAGCAACUUGGCCAGAAAGUGGAGUGUAAUGUUACAUAUGGACUAACCUGUAAAAAUGAGGAGCAAGAUGCAACUAUGUGGCAACUUUGCUAUAAUUAUGAAAUCAGGGUGAACUGUUGUGCGUUGCAUGAAAUUCCUUGUCAGACUAUAAGUACACAGAGUCCAACACCGACUGGAACUUCAACCACCAUCAGCACAACAGUACCCAUCACCACUACAACCAGGCAGCCAACAGCAAUUACCACCACGCCCAUACCCACCCCAACCAUCACAAGUGAAUUCACACCAUCAGUCAGCACCACAGAAACUUCAACCUCUCCAGCCCCACCUUCGCCUACAAAGAGCACAGAGUCCCCUCCACCUGUAUCGACAACUGCUUACACACCAACACCAUCAGCGCCUCCCAGCAGCACCACCACCAUCACGAUGCCCCCUGGCAGCACCACCAGCAGCACCCCGGGGACAACGACGAGUGUUCCUGGCACGCCAGCACCCACCCCAAUUACUGCAAGCACAUCCAUAACCACAACACAUACCCCCCCGACAACACAUCACGCCUGCCCUUGCAUCUGGACAGAAUGGCUUGACGUGAGUUACCCAAAUAGUUCCGACAGAAACGGUGGUGACUAUGAAACCUUUGAGAAUAUUCGGAAGCACAAGCCCUCCUGGGUCUGUGAGAAAGCUGUGGAUAUUUCAUGCAGAGCAAAGCAAUUCCCUAACACUUCCAUUGCAGACUUAGGGCAGAAGGUGGAAUGCAAUGUUAACACAGGGCUCAUCUGCAACAACAGUGAUCAGCUCAUAGGAGGUAUAAUACCGAUGCCGGUCUGCCUCAAUUAUGAGGUCAGUGUCUGCUGCAUCCCCAGCGUACUUGAGUGCAUUACAAGUACCACUGUGAGCACCACGACAGCCCCACCUUCACCCACAACGAGCACAGUGUCCGCUCCACCUGUAUCGACAACUGCUUACACACCAACGCCAUCAGCGCCUCCCAGCAGCACCGCCACCACCACGAUGCCCUCCGGCAGCACCACCAGCAGCGCCCUGGGGACAACGACGAGUGUUCCUGGCACGACGGCACCCACCCCAAUUACUACAAGCACAUCCCCAAUAGGAACAAUAGUCACCAGAAUCCCGUGGCCUCCGACUUCAGUACCAAUAAGUAAUUCUCUGGCUGUGUUGUCAUUUGUUGCCUUGCUAUGGGAGAAAUUAAGCCCCACCUUCGCCUACAAAGAGCACAGAGUCCCCUCCACCUGUAUCGACAACUGCUUACACACCAACACCAUCAGCGCCUCCCAGCAGCACCACCACCAUCACGAUGCCCCCUGGCAGCACCACCAGCAGCACCCCGGGGACAACGACGAGUGUUCCUGGCACGCCAGCACCCACCCCAAUUACUGCAAGCACAUCCAUAACCACAACACAUACCCCCCCGACAACACAUCACGGGCCAAGAAAGGGAGCGCUGUCCGCACCACCUGCCCUUGCAUCUGGACAGAAUGGCUUGACGUGAGUUACCCAAAUAGUUCCGACAGAAACGGUGGUGACUAUGAAACCUUUGAGAAUAUUCGGAAGCACAAGCCCUCCUGGGUCUGUGAGAAAGCUGUGGAUAUUUCAUGCAGAGCAAAGCAAUUCCCUAACACUUCCAUUGCAGACUUAGGGCAGAAGGUGGAAUGCAAUGUUAACACAGGGCUCAUCUGCAACAACAGUGAUCAGCUCAUAGGAGGUAUAAUACCGAUGCCGGUCUGCCUCAAUUAUGAGGUCAGUGUCUGCUGCAUCCCCAGCGUACUUGAGUGCAUUACAAGUACCACUGUGAGCACCACGACAGCCCCACCUUCACCCACAACGAGCACAGUGUCCGCUCCACCUGUAUCGACAACUGCUUACACACCAACGCCAUCAGCGCCUCCCAGCAGCACCGCCACCACCACGAUGCCCUCCGGCAGCACCACCAGCAGCGCCCUGGGGACAACGACGAGUGUUCCUGGCACGACGGCACCCACCCCAAUUACUACAAGCACAUCCCCAAUAGGAACAAUAGUCACCAGAAUCCCGUGGCCUCCGACUUCAGUACCAAUAAAGGUCCCACCACAUGAAACAGGAACACCAACACAGACAAGUACAAGACCUACCCCACUGCAAACAACUAGAACCACAGAAAUAGGAAGUACAGUGUCUAGCAUAGGCACAACUAAUCAACAGUCAACACCAUCAGUGUCAACAAGCCCAGUGUCAGGCACCACCUCUGGAGUCCCUGAAACAGAAUCCACCACCAAAACGACCACUUCCAUCCCCAUAACCUCAGGACCCACUCCCCGCAGCACCACAAGAGUAACAGAAUCGUCCACCCAGGAGCAAAUUACUGCAGGGACGGGGAGCCCUUCGACGGGAUCAACUACCACCACCACCGUCAGCACCAUGAUACCAGGACCUACAGCCAGCACUACUGUGUCAAGGCCAUCAGUGUCAACAAGCCCAGUGCCAGGCACCACCUCUGGAGUCCCUGAAACCGAAUCCACCACCAAAACGACCACUUCCGUCCCCACAACAUCGGGACCCACUCCCCGCAGCACCACUGGAGUAACAGAAACAUCUACCCACGAGACCACUACCACUGGGACGGGGAGCCCUUCGACGGGAUCAAGACCUACAGCCAGCACUACUGUGUCAGGGCCAUCAGUGUCAACAAGCCCAGUGCCAGGCACCACCUCUGGAGUCCCUGAAACAGAAUCCACCACCAAAACGACCACUUCCAUCCCCAUAACCUCAGGACCCACUCCCCGCAGCACCACAAGAGUAACAGAAUCGUCCACCCAGGAGCAAAUUACUGCAGGGACGGGGAGCCCUUCGACGGGAUCAACUACCACCACCACCGUCAGCACCAUGAUACCAGGACCUACAGCCAGCACUACUGUGUCAAGGCCAUCAGUGUCAACAAGCCCAGUGCCAGGCACCACCUCUGGAGUCCCUGAAACCGAAUCCACCACCAAAACGACCACUUCCGUCCCCACAACAUCGGGACCCACUCCCCGCAGCACCACUGGAGUAACAGAAACAUCUACCCACGAGACCACUACCACUGGGACGGGGAGCCCUUCGACGGGAUCAAGUACCACCACCACUGUCAGCACCAUGAUACCAGGACCUACAGCCAGCACUACUGUGUCAGGGCCAUCAGUGUCAACAAGCCCAGUGCCAGGCACCACCUCUGGAGUCCCUGAAACAGAAUCCACCACCAAAACGACCACUUCCAUCCCCACAACAUCGGGACCCACUCCCCGCAGCACCACUGGAGUAACAGAAACAUCUACCCACGAGACCACUACCACUGGGACGGGGAGCCCUUCGACGGGAUCAACUACCACCACCACCGUCAGCACCAUGAUACCAGGACCUACAGCCAGACCUACAGCCAGCACUACUGUGUCAGGGCCAUCAGUGUCAACAAGCCCAGUGCCAGGCACCACCUCUGGAGUCCCUGAAACCGAAUCCACCACCAAAACGACCACUUCCGUCCCCACAACAUCGGGACCCACUCCCCGCAGCACCACUGGAGUAACAGAAACAUCUACCCACGAGACCACUACCACUGGGACGGGGAGCCCUUCGACGGGAUCAAGUACUACCACCACCACCACCACCACCACUGUGAGCUCCACAACGCAAAAAGCCUCCUCCUCAGGACCUACAGCCAGCACUACUGUGUCAGGGCCAUCAGUGUCAACAAGCCCAGUGCCAGGCACCACCUCUGGAGUCCCUGAAACAGAAUCCACCACCAAAACGACCACUUCCGUCCCCACAACAUCGGGACCCACUCCCCGCAGCACCACUGGAGUAACAGAAACAUCUACCCACGAGACCACUACCACUGGGACGGGGAGCCCUUCGACGGGAUCAAGUACCACCACCACUGUCAGCACCAUGAUACCAGGACCUACAGCCAGCACUACUGUGUCAGGGCCAUCAGUGUCAACAAGCCCAGUGCCAGGCACCACCUCUGGAACAACUCCAACAGAAUCGUUUACCACUACUUCAGGAACAACCUUCAGUAAGUUUACCCCAGUCACUGCAACUACCACUACCAUAACCUCCGAAAUUGUUUCCUCUGCCUCAAUUAGUACUUCUGCUCCAACUGAAACAUCAAGUGCAUUCACCAUUGCAGGAAGUUCUACGUAUAGUACAGUUACUCCACUCAGUACUUCAAGUUCAACUAAAAGUCCACCACCACCCACUCCUGGAAGAAAUUGUUCUAUUUUGCCUAAUGAAUCUUAUGCGCCGGGUGAGUCAUGGGAGCUCUGUAACUGCACUAAGGCAGUAUGUAUAGAAGACAAUAUAGUCCAGGUGGUUCCCAUAAUCUGUAAUCCACCUCCUAAACCUACAUGUACCAAUGGGCUUUCUCCUGUGCAAGUCAUUGAUAAGGAUGGAUGCUGUUGGCACUGGGAGUGUGAUUGCUACUGCACUGGCUGGGGGGACCCACAUUACAUUACUUUUGAUGGACUGUACUACAGCUAUCAAGGGAAUUGUACAUAUGUCCUUGUGGAAGAGAUUUAUAAGGAAGUUGACAACUUUGGUGUCUACAUUGAUAACUACCAUUGUGAUACACGGGAUGUAGUCUCCUGUCCUCGAGCACUCAUUGUGAGAUAUGAGACUCAGGAAGUGCGCAUAGCAACAGUCAGACCAAAUACUGUACAAGUAGAGGUGACAGUAAACAAACAGGCAGUGGCUUUGCCUUAUAAAAAAUUUGGAUUGAGCAUCUAUGAGUCAGGCAUAAACCGCGUAGUGGAAAUUGCUGACCUAAAAAUGAAUGUGACCUACAAUGGCUUAUCCUUUUCUAUCAGAAUGCCCUACAGCCUGUUUGGCAACAACACUCAUGGACAGUGUGGUACUUGCAAUAACAACACGGCAGAUGACUGCAUGUUGCCAAAUGGAGAAAUAGCAGAAAACUGUGAAACCAUGGCAGAUCAUUGGCAGGUUGUUGAUCCCUCCAAACCGCAGUGCUCUCCAGGCCUAAUUCCUACAAAAGGACCUAGCACAACCCCAACGCAGCCUUGCAAAGAAUCUUCCAUCUGCAAGCUUCUUUUGGGAAGUGUGUUUGAGCCAUGCCAUGGCUUUGUCCGGCCUGAAAAGUACUAUGCAGCCUGCGUUUUUGAUAGUUGUGUAGUUCCCAACUUAGACCUGGAAUGCUCAAGUCUGCAGAUCUAUGCUGCCACCUGUGCUGAUCAAAGUGUAUGCAUUGACUGGAGAAGCCAUACCCAUGGUGUUUGCUGUAAGUAUUGGCCGUUUAUCUUGAACUCUUACAAAUGCCCCUCAGAUAAAGAAUACAGAGCAUGUGGUCCUAUUAAAGAGAUAACCUGCAAAUCAAGUCAACAAAAUGAAACUUCAGCUAAACAAGUGGAAGGUUGUUUCUGUCCUAAUGGAACAAUGUUGUAUGACUCUGGUGUGGAUGUCUGUGUGAACACCUGUGGCUGUGUUGGAGUGGAUAAGAUACCAAGAGAGUUUGGGGAGAAGUUUACAGUAGACUGUCAGGACUGUAUUUGCCUGGAAGGUGGAAAUGGCAUUGUAUGUGAGCCUCAUGAAUGUGCCGAACAAAACAAGGCCAGUUGCAGUGGAGAAGGCUUCUAUGAGGUCAAUGAAGUCAAUUCUGAAGACUCCUGCUGUCCCCUUGUUACCUGCAAAUGCAAUACAAGCUUGUGCACAUCUAAAGCCCCCAAGUGUACACUGGGAUUUGAAGUUCAUUCUCAUAUUCCCAGUGGUCAGUGCUGUCCUGUGUACCAGUGUGUUCCCAAGAGGGUUUGUGUACAUGAGAAUGCUGAGUUCUUGCCUAAUUCCUCAGUCUUUGUUGAUAAGUGUCAGAAUUGUUUCUGCACUAAUGAAGUUAAUGUCAGCACUCAACUGAAUAUCAUCUCAUGUGAACAUAUUCCAUGCAACACGUACUGUGAACCGGGAUAUGAACGUCAACCAGUGAAAGGUGAAUGUUGUGGAAGAUGUGUGCAGACUAAGUGUGUUAUACGUACAGGAAACAAUUCUAACCUCAUCUUGAGUCCUGGAGAGUUUAAGAAUGAUCUUUACAACAACUGCACCAUUUAUAGCUGUGUAGAUGUCCACAACCAGCUUAUCUCUUCCACAUCUGAGAUUACCUGCCCAGCAUUCAAUGAGGAAAGCUGCAAACCUGGCACUAUUGCAUUCUUACCUAAUGGUUGUUGCAAAACCUGUGCACCUCUGGAUAGUCCCACACCAUGCUCUGUCCGUCAAAGACAAGACUUUAUUGUCCAUAAGGGCUGCCGUUCUGUGGACAGAGUUGUCAUGUCUGAAUGUGAAGGAACAUGUGGAACCUUCUCGCUAUACUCUGCUGAGGCCAAUUCUAUGGAGCACACCUGUUCCUGCUGCAGGGAAUCGAGCACUACUGUGAGGGAAGUGGAACUGAAAUGCCCCGCUGGGCAUUCCAUUUCACAUAAGUAUAUAUAUGUGGAAAGCUGUAGCUGUCAAGACAGUGAAUGCAGCAAUUCACAAUCCAAAGAGUUGCAGAUCAUAGAAGAAAAUGACAAGGUGAGCACUCUGAACCGUAUCAAGAGGGCCAUCAGCUUAACAUCAAAAUGA